AUUUGGCCUCUGACUGACCCACUUGCCUUCAGCUCUGUGUUCGUGUAGGGCCUGUAGGGUGCAUCUAGUGGUGUGUACAGUGUGGCUGAGCAUACAGGAUGUGGACAGACAGAUGCCUGGCCUGGUGGGUGCUUGCUGGGAUUUCGUGGGUCGGUUUCCUCAAACUAACAGGUGGUGUUUGGAAACUAGACCAUGUGCCUAGUCGGUCCCGGAGCAGUCUGCAGACGUCGAUUUGGAAGCCGCUGGACCAGAUCAUUUCUGAGUUCCCCUUCAGCUCUAACAUCCUCCCUUGCCAGCAUCCAGCCAUGGGGGAUAUGAAAACUCCAGAUUUCGAUGACCUUCUGGCUGCCUUUGACAUCCCAGACCCCACCAGCCUUGAUGCCAAGGAGGCCAUCCAGACCCCCAGUGAGGAGAAUGAGAGUCCCCUCAAACCUCCAGGCAUGUGUAUGGAUGAGAGUGUGUCCUUGUCUCACUCAGGUUCAUCCUCAGAUGUGCCGGCUGUGAGUGUCAUUGUCAAGAACACCAGCCGCCAGGAGUCAUUUGAAGCGGAGAAAGACCACAUUGCUCCCAGCCUCCUACACAAUGGUUUCCGGGGCUCGGACCUGCCUCCAGAUCCCCACAGCCUGGGCCACAACUGUGGGAAGUUUGAUUCCACUUUCAUGAAUGGAGACAGUACUAGGAGUUUCUCUGGCAAGCUAGAACCUUCCAAGUCAGAGCCGUUACCGACCUUUAACCAGUUCAGUCCAAUCUCCAGCCCAGAACCUGAGGAUGCCAUCAAAGAUAAUGGGUUUGGAAUGAAGCCCAAGCACUCAGACGGUUAUUUCCCACCCCCUCCUGGGUGUGGGUCUGUGGGGGGCCCAGUCCUGGAGGCUCUGGCUAAGUUUCCAGUCCCAGAGCUCCACAUGUUUGAUCACUUCUGUAAGAAGGAGCCCAAGCCAGAGCCUCUGCCGUUGGGGGAGCACGAAAGAGGUGGGCAGAAGGUGGGGGAACCUCACAAGGAGCUGGAUGCCAGUCGAUUCUUUGGGGAAGCUCUGGAAUUCAACAGCCACCCCAGCAACAGUACUGGAGAGCCUAAGGGGCUCACCCUGGAGCUUGGUACCUGCUCAUCAGUCCCCCCUCGGCAGCGUCUGAAGCCAGCUCAUUCUAAGCUUUCCUCUUGUGUUGCAGCCUUGGUGGCGCUGCAGGCCAAAAGAGUGGCCAGUGUCACCAAGGAGGACCAGCCUGGCCACACAAAGGAUCCCUCAGGGCCCACAAAAGAGGGCUCCAAAGGCAGCCCCAAAAUGCCCAAGUCACCAAAGAGUCCCCGGAGCCCUCUGGAGGCCACCAGAAAGAAUAUCAAGCCAUCAGACAGCCCUCGGAGCAUCUGCAGUGACAGCAGCAGCAAAGGCUCCCCUUCGGUGGCUGCCAGCUCCCCACCAGCAAUUCCCAAAGUCAGAAUCAAAACCAUUAAGACAUCAUCGGGGGAAAUCAAACGGACCGUCACAAGGAUCCUGCCAGACCCUGAUGAUCCCAGCAAGUCCCCCGUUGGAUCACCUCUAGGGAGUGCCAUUACCGAGGCCCCAAGUGAGGUGCCAGAGGACGAGGUCACUGCCUUGCCGGCAGUGGCGCACUCUCCGGAGGUAGGCACAAAUUCCGGGAGCCCCCUGGGUGACAAGAAAGGGGAUGAGAGCGCACCGAAGGCCACUGACUCGGCAUCUCCCUGCUGCAGCUCAGGGUCCCGGAUUCCAAAGGGGGCUAUCCCCAGCUCACAGACAGGCAAGAAGCAGCAGCAGAGCACAGCGCUGCAGGCCUCUGCCCUGGCGCCUGCCAACCUCCUGCCCAAGGCUGUGCACCUGGCCAACCUGAACCUCGUCCCCCACAGUGUUGCCGCGUCGGUGACGGCCAAGUCCUCGGCACAGAGGCGCAGCCAGCCACAGCUGCCGCAGAUGUCGGUGCCCCUGGUCCACCAGGUGAAGAAGGCUGCCCCACUGGUUGUGGAGGUCUUCAACAGGGUCCUGCACAGCUCCAACCCCGUGCCCCUCUAUGCGCCAAAUCUCAGCCCACCUGCGGACAGCAGGAUCCACGUACCGGCCAGUGGGUACUGUUGCCUGGAGUGUGGGGAUGCGUUUGCCUUAGAGAAGAGCCUGAGCCAGCACUAUGGCCGGCGGAGUGUCCACAUCGAGGUGCUGUGCACACUGUGCUCGCAGACACUGCUCUUCUACAACAAGUGCAGCCUGCUCCGGCAUGCCCGUGACCACAAGAGCAAGGGGCUCGUCAUGCAGUGUUCUCAGCUGCUCGUGAAGCCCAUCUCUGUGGACCAGAUGUUUGUGUCGGCCCCGGGGACCUCCCCGGCCCCUGCAGUCCCAGUCCCCCCAUCAUCCCCCAAAUGUGGCCUCACGUCAGGCAGUGCCAGCCCAAGCCUUCCGGCUUUGCCGCUCUAUCCAGACCCCGUGAGGCUCAUCCGGCACGGGAUCAAGUGUCUCGAAUGUCACAGGCAGAUACGCGACUACGUGGCUAUGGCUGCACAUUUCCAGAGGACGGCGGAGGAGAGCGAGGGGCUGACUUGCCAGGUGUGCCAGAUGCUGCUGCCCAACCAGUGCAGUUUCUGUGCCCACCAGCGGAUCCACGCCCACAAGUCCCCCUAUUGCUGCCCGGAGUGUGGAGCCCUCUGCCGCUCCGCCUACUUCCAGACCCACGUGAAGGAAAAUUGCUUGCACUAUGCCCGCAAGGUGGGCUACAGGUGCAUCCACUGCGGGGUUGUCCAUCUGACCCUGGCCUUGCUGAAAAGCCACAUCCAGGAGCGACACUGCCAGGUUUUCCACAAAUGUGCAUUCUGUCCCAUGGCCUUCAAGACUGCGAGCAGUACUGCAGACCACAGUGCCACUCAGCACCCCACCCAACCUCACAAACCCUCCCAGCUCAUUUAUAAGUGCUCCUGUGAAAUGGUCUUCAACAAGAAGAGGCACAUUCAGCAGCAUUUUUACCAGAAUGCUAGCAAGACGCAGGUGGGCGUCUUCAAGUGCCCCGAGUGCCCACUCUUGUUCCUGCAGAAGCCAGAGUUGAUGCAGCAUGUCAAGAGCACUCACGGUGUUCCCCGAAAUGUGGACGAGCUGUCAAGCCUCCAGUCUUCAUCGGACACGUCCUCGACCCGCCCUGGCUCUCGGGUUCCCACCGAGCCCCCGGCCACAAGUGUGGCUGCUCGGGGCAGCUCCCUGCCCUCGAGCCGCUGGGGCCGGCCCGAGGCCCAUCGCAGGGCUGAAGCCAGGCCCCGGCUGCGGAACGCUGGCUGGACCUGCCAGGAGUGCCAGGAGUGGGUUCCUGACCGGGAGAACUAUGUGUCCCACAUGAAAAAGAGCCACGGUCGGACGCUGAAGCGGUACCCAUGUCGGCAGUGUGAACAGUCCUUCCACACCCCCAACAGCCUGCGCAAACACAUCCGCAACAACCAUGACACAGUGAAGAAAGUCUACACUUGUGGGUACUGCACAGAGGACAGCCCUAGCUUUCCUCGGCCCUCCCUCCUAGAGAGCCACAUCAGCCUUAUGCAUGGUAUCAGAAACCCUGAUUUGAGCCAGACGUCCAAAGUCAGACCUCCGGGUGGACAUUCCCCUCAGGUGAGCCAUCUGAAAAGACCAGGCAGCGGAGCUGGGGACACUCCAGGCACCAGCAAUGGCACAACCGUCUCUUCCACCAAAAGGCACAAGUCCCUGUUCCAGUGUGCGAAAUGUAGCUUUGCCACAGACUCAGGGCUCGAGUUUCAGAGCCACAUACCUCAGCACCAAGCGGACAACUCCACAGCUCAGUGCCUCCUCUGUGGCCUGUGCUACACCUCUGCCAGCUCCCUCAGCCGCCACCUCUUUAUCGUCCACAAGGUGAGAGACCAGGAGGAGGAGGAGGAGGAGGAGGAGGAGGCAGCAGAGGUGGCUGUGGAGGCAGCAGAGCCAGAGGAGGGCUCCGGGGAGGAGGUGUCCAUGGAGACCAGGGAGAACGGACUAGAAGAAUGUGCUGGAGAGCCUUUGUUGGGUGACCCAGAGGCGAGAUCACUAGGCCCAGCUUCUGAGGAGGACGGUACCCAAGAUGCUCAGAGUCAACCACAGGCCUCUCAGGACCAGGACAGCCAUGCACCAUCCCCUCAGUUGUGACCAGAGGCUCUACAGUGCGUGUGUCCGGGUGAUGCCACAGCGUCCUCCGUCUGCUGUUUGGACAGUGGGAAAUAAAAGGCUCUGCCCCGGUGUGAGUGUGGCCAGCUAUGCCCUGGAGCAGUGUCUGCCCCGAGCUGCGGGGUGCUGGGUGUCCCCCGGCCCCAGAAAAUGUGCGAUCACCCAGGACCCUCACAGUUCUAAAUCUGCUUCUGUUAUUUAUGGCUUUGUGCUGCUUCUUGCUACCCCAACUCUUAUCUGUGUCCUUCCAACCCCAGGCUGCUUAAGUGGCCCAGCCCCAAUGCUGGCCACUCGGCUUGAGGCCCCCCCCCCAGCGCUGUGCACUUCCGGAAGGUUCCUGCUUGCUGCCUUCAGCCAGGGGUCUCCUCGGAGCUCUCCUGGCCUGCAGACAGCAGCUCUCCUUCCUGCCAGCAGAGCCGGAGAAGGGGGAUGAGGGUGCUGGCACGGUCCCUCUUAGAGAGCUGGGCCCAGGCUGGCUUGGUGAGGGCCCUCAAUCGCCUCGCCCUUCCUUCCUGUCUUCUCUGAUUCUUUUCCCCAAAAAGUAGUCCUGGAGAAUUAAUUGUCACACUGGCUCCUCUUGUCUGUGUGGGUGGGAGAAGGUUCUGCAGCACACCUCUGGAGCCCAGGAGAGCAGGAGAUACAGCCAGGGCAGGCAGACCCUUCAGAAGGAGCUGUGCGUCUUUGUUCUGCUGCUGUUCUGCCUUUCCUGAUGAGUGAGGUUGGGGGUACACAGACAUUGGAAUAUUUGGACUCUUUCUCUCCUGUGCCAUUAGAGAGGCUGCUGCCCCAGGCAGGCCAGCCCCUCCUCCUCUCGGCUACACUCAUGUUGCUCAGACUAUAUUUCAAAUAAAAAAAAUCUUCUUACCAUGCAGGUAGGCUCUUGUAUUCCUCUUCAAGUGAGCCUGGCCCUACCCUGCUCCCCUGGAGAGUCUCUCCCAGACUUCCCUUCCUGUCCCAUCUCUGAGGGAGAGCAACGUUCCUACUGUCCCAGAAAGGUCCUCUCUAGAUUCCGGAGCUGUAGUUAGGAAACCAGGAGCUCGGUCCUCAGCCUUCUAGAGACCUUCUGAGGGCGUGAGGGAAGGGUCAAGGGUCACCUGCCAGGUCUCCCUGGGGCUAGCAGAGUUGGCAUUAGGGCCUAUUGAAAUGUUUCAGGCACCUCCCUCUUUCCUACAGAUGGAUUUUCCACCUAAGAGAACCCUUUACUGGUGGUGGUGGGUGGGGGAAGGGAUAGAGGGGAGGAAUUCUGUGAUAUCUUGCCGAAUUCAAGAUGCCUUGGUACUGCUGCUGCUGCUGCAGGGAACUCUCAGGAUUAGACGGGAGGUUGGGCUGUCUUCACUGGUGGCAGAGUUAGGGCCUGACCAAGCACCAGGGGCAGGCUGUGUGGGCGUGCCCUCUGACCUCUGGCCCACGCCUCUGAUACAGCCCUGCAGGGCCAGGGGUGUGGGGCUGGGCUCAGCAGGAUCUAGCGCAGCAAAGGCAAGUGGGUGCUGGCUGAGUUCUUAGAGGUGCUCUUUCAAGGAAGUCAUUGAAUAUCACUUGUAAGUUGUUAAGUCAGAUAAAUACACCUGACCUUUUCACAACAGAAGAAAAAGUACAUUUUCUGUCAAAUGCCAGAUUUUUAGUGAGAUGCUAAUGGCACCGGGAACAGUUAGUGCUUGCCCCAGUUUCAGAGAAUCUGCUGUUUAAGAAUUGCUGCACUUGGCAAGGCCACUGUGUCCCACUUUCCCAAGCAGGCAGUGAGGCCAUGUGCAAAGCCUGAGUUCAUGCCCUCUUGGCUGUUGGCCCUUUCCUAAUUCCACUACAGGUGCCCACCCCAACCUGUGGUCCACUCACAGAAACACUAUCAAGGAGGCUCUGGGAAGGGUUUGAAAUGGAUUGUUGGAUCACUUCCUGCUUGCCAGCAGUGGUUGCUGGAGUUGGGGGUAGUGGGUAAGGGAAGGUAAACUUGCAGGCUCGACCACCUGUCCUGACCCGGAUCUACCUCUCCUUCCUGGGAAUGCAGAGUGGAAAGAGUGCCAAGCUAUUCACCAGGAACCCGCUGGGGGCAGAGGGGGGACCCACAACCUGGAUUCUGCCCUUAACCAGCUCUUAACAAACCCCCUCACUUCGCGCCUCCCCUCCAAAUAGUCCUAGUAAUUCCCUUCCCACUCGCUUCAUGGGCUUUGUGAGAUGGUGAGGGUGGAAGCUCCUCCCACCCCGUUUGUGAGAAAUUAUAUAAAUGUGACAGAUUCUUGCCUUCAAGGUGUGGAGAGUGGAGUGCACCUCCCCUGCCAUCAGACUUGGAUCCCCGUGAGUGAGCAGUUACUAUUGAUCUGGGACACCUAUUCACUGUGUAGCAGUAGUGACAAUUCUAGCACGUCAUCUUGCUAAAUACUUCACAGUGAUUUUCAUAACCACAGGGUUCUCACAGCUUACCCCCCCUUCCAUUUCCCAAGAGAAAACUGAGGCUCAGAGAGGUAAAAUAACCUGCUGGGCCACCUGUAAGGGCUGCUGCUGAGUCAAGGCCUUCUGGUUCUAAAGUCCACAACGUCAACCCCUGUGCUGCCUUAGUGACCCGGCUGCUCUGGCCAGCUCCCAGUAUGUCAGCACUUUGUAGCCAUCCAGACACCUGCUUUCCUACCUCUCCUGUGGUUGGGGUGCCAGGUUCUCCUUGGAGUCCAUCUGUGCCUAGUCAUCCCAAGGAGAACCUUGUGCAAAACCUCUGUGUGUGACGUUCUGAAGCACAGGCAGUGUUUCCAUGACCUUUCAUUUACACUGGGGUUUUGCCUUUGAAGACCAUCAUUUUGGGGGGGGGGGCAUCCCAGAAAGUAUGGUUCCCUCAGGGUCCAAUAUCUUCUGAUCUUUUCUUUUUAAAGAUGUUUUUAAUGAGUGUGCUAUCAUUAUCAUUUGUUAUCAUCAGCAAAUGCUGUAACAAGCGCUUAUGUACAUGUUAGCUGGAGUGAAUGCUCUACUGAUCAAGUUAAACAGAUAAGCUCCCCAUCCUUGUAGAAACUACAACUUAAUACACUCUAAGGCCUGACAGAUGACUAGUAUUUAUUUUCCAACUGCUUUAUCUCUGUAAAACGAUGUGCCGAAUUACUAUAAUUGGUGUAGAAAGAACUGUUCCCUUAACUUAUGUAAACAGUCUGGUUUUGAAAACUUAAUGGUCGUGGCUUAGCAAGUUUGACACACUUUGCCUUCCCCGAGACAGAGGAACCCCCUGCCUGCCCUGCUCACCACUGUAUACUCAGCUCUGGGCGCACUUUCUUUUCCUUGUUUUUUUAAAAAAAAUUUUGUUGUUUUUCUUAAAAAAUUAAUACAUAUACAUGGUAAGACAUCCAAACAAUACAAAAGAAUAUACAGUGCAAAGUAAGCUUCCUAUCGGAGGUCAGCCUUCAGCUCCCCAGCCCACCUCCAGAAUUAAUCACUGUUAUCUAGAUCUUGUGUACCCUUUCUGAGCAAUUCUAUGCAUUUACAAGUUUAUAAAUAUGUAUAUUUAUAUAUCUAUUUUUAAUACAAAUGGUAGCAUUCUAUGCACAGUGUUCUGAAGCUUGCUUUUUUCACUUGUGUAAUGGAGAUUGUUCCAAAUUCAUCCAGUGGGUCAGUCUAAUUCUUUAAAAGCCCCUAGCACAGUUCCUUGCAUACAGCAGUGGUCCCAAAGAGUGUUCGAAUGAGUGAGUGAAUGCAUGCAUGUAUGCACACGUGAAUGAAAGAAUCUGAUUCAACUAGUAGCUACAAAGUUCUCUCAGGGUCUGGUCUGAGCAAAGCAUUCUAGAUUCUAGAAUGGGUUGUGCUGUCACCCCUCCACCCCACCCCACCUUGCCUUUUCCAAGGGAUCCAGGCCCUUCUUGACCUUGUCCACCAACAGAUACCACAGCAAUCUUAGGAAGCUAGGUGCUGGGAAUCUAGGGUGCCUCUGGAGGAAAGAACAGACUAAAAGAGCCAGGUCCCAAGAAUGGGAUUUUUUUUUUGAGGUCCCUAUUUAAAAUGUGUUUCUUUUUAUUGGAAAAUGGUUAUCACAUUAUUAGAGAAAAUAAAAAACAUGC
Messenger RNA from Nyctereutes procyonoides (raccoon dog), 8164 nucleotides. RefSeq names its product zinc finger protein 592 (gene ZNF592). The record is from RefSeq and is a predicted model, not a curated record. NCBI's taxonomy places the organism in Eukaryota, Metazoa, Chordata, Mammalia, Carnivora, Canidae. The transcript is spliced from 11 exons. The coding region runs from base 99 to 4121 and encodes 1340 amino acids.